Messenger RNA from Spirometra erinaceieuropaei, 5531 nucleotides. The record is from the annotation of a GenBank genome assembly. Lineage: Eukaryota; Metazoa; Platyhelminthes; Cestoda; Diphyllobothriidea; Diphyllobothriidae.
AUGCAAGAAUUGGUUGAGGAGGAGGAGGAGGAGGAGGAGGAGGAGGAGGAGGAGGUUAGAAUUGGAGGUGGCGGACAUGGCGGGAUAGCAAUUAGACAGGACAGAAAGACGGUAACUGGGAAGGGAGAUGUGGGAAGCAUGGGAUAGGGUGUCAGCACAUUUCCUUUCUUGGGAGAAAUCGGCGGUUUGUAUGGAACAGGAACCUUGACCACGCCAAUGUUAACAAUGUCAGCCGAGGCACCAUAAACCACCUGACAGUGCAUAGGAGUACACGCAACGAUCCUUCAGUGGCUUGCGCACACGAUCACACCAGGAGCAGGAGCCGCCUGCUUUUUUCGACAUAAGUUUCCUUCGGUGGAGUUUGAGACGGAACCGGAGACGGCGAACGCAUAAACUGAUGCAUACUAGGCACGAACUUGGCAGGACUUUUGUCGGCAUCGUGAAACGGGGUGGAGUGGCCAUUUCGGUUCUGUCAACAUACCUCAAACUUUCUCAUGCGUAAUUUUUUUUAAUCCAGAACACUUGUUUUGUUGCAGAAACAUGCAGUUAACUGGCGUAAGAGAAACAUUAUUGAAGUCUUACAUUUUCGACUGACAUCACGUCUCUGCACUGUCAGUACCAUAGUGGAGCGACCACCUUGUGCUGAUUGACGACGAGCGCAUACCCAAAUGACUCUUCUAUGGAGAUGUCACCACGGGUUCCCGCCGCCAACGAGGUCAGGUCCGGCAAUACAAGGAUACUCUAAAGACUUAACUGAAGCGCCUGCUGAUCAGCUCGGUCAACUGAGAAGACGACCUCACGCGGGAUCGACCGACAGGGAAGACUGGCGCAGCAAACUACGAAGCCAACCGUCGCCACAGCCAAACGCAAGGCUCGCAAAUCUCAGCUGACCCCAGCUUCGUAAUACCAACGCUCGAUCUCCCUCCGAUCUGCCCACGAUGUCAGCGGACGUUCCGAGCACCAGUCGGUCUUAUUGGACAUCUUCGAACUAACUGCAGCUCCCGGACGACACCAGCUGCUAUCUCCCCGUCGAUAGCCAACCCUAACGGUGCUCCUGAUCUCCCACUGCCAUCCUCCACCGCCUCAACAAUUGAUGAGGCGGCUCCAGUCAGCACACAAUCCUGACAUCAGACACCUACCCCACCACCUCCAACUCCAGUGAUGUGCAUUCGGACAAAACUGUUCUCAUUGCGACCGUACGGCCUGGUCAGUCACUUGCGAAUCCGUCGCACAGAGACUGGCGAACCAAUGCCCGAUGCACCAACAUACAGUGAGUGACCCAUCUCAUGAAGUGUUGGCUGAAAUUCUGAAAUGCGUUUUCAACUAGGGGGGAUUACUUAGGCGCGGUGGUAAUACUGAAUAUCUUGCGGCAUAAUCCUAUAAUAUUUCCGACGCGGCAGGAUGUCAGCCUUUGAAUACACUGCCUUUCAAGCUCCUGUAGAAGACGCACAUGGCAACAAAGCGACUAUUUCAGUAGCAUGCAUUUAUCCCAUUUAUUUUCGAUGGUCUUGCAAGUCCAAAUGUAUUUUAUAGAAACCCCGAACAAACUAUGCUUUUACCCCACUCCUUCGAUAAAGAAUCACAUCAUCUUUAUAUUUUAUACUCGAAGGGCGAGUAUUAUUAGGUUUAAAAAAGUUCCUAACUAUGAGAUUUUUUAAGACCGCGAAAUGUCCAUUCACCUAACAUCGUACCUGUCCGUUUACCAUUGCUGCUCAUGAAAUGUACAACAUAGUCCGCAGCCAUUGCAAAAUUUUAUGCACUCUGUAUGAUAUCUUUUUAAAGGCGUAGAAAAUUAUGGGAUUUUCUUUACGCGGAGCGCGUGCACCUUGUAGACUGAAAUCACUAAGCGCUAAGGCAACGACUGUUCAGGCUCCAAAGUAUUCGGCAAUUAUAAAACUUUUUAAAACCUAAUUAUACUCCCUCUUAGAGCAUAAAUUAUAAAGAUGGCGUGAUUCUCUAUCAAACGACUGGAAGAAAGCUUAUUUUUGUUCGGGGUUUCUAUAAAAUAUAUUUGAACAUGAAAGACCAUCGAAAAUUAAUGGGAUAAAUGCAUCCAACAUAAGUAGUCGUUUUUUACCAUGUGCGGUUUCUACAGGAGUUUGAAAGACAGUGUAUUCCAAAGAUGACAUCCUGCCGCGUCGGAAAUAUUAUAAGAUUAUGCCGCAAGAUAAUCAGUAUUACAACCGUACCUAAGUAAUCCUUCCUAAUGGAAAACCAUUUCAGAGUUUCAGCCAACAUUUCAUGAGAUGCGUCACUCACUGUACACCACACGCAUCUGCCUCAACUGCCAUCACUGCCCCCCCCCCCCCCACAUUCAGCCGCCGCAGGGGUCUGUUAGGCCACAUUCGCAUUCACGAAGUCCUGCGGCAGACUGCUUCCGCACCAUUACACCUGCUCCCACCAGCAGCAGUAGCACACUUCAACAUCAUCCAUCGCAAGCACUCAGUUGCCACCUCCAAGUGCCAAGUCUGCCGAGUUCCGUGGUUUGAAAGGCUGCCGAUGGACACCUUGCAGUCUGCCCAGUUUUGUGCGUUUGUAUGGAGUGACGGACUGAAAGUCUAAGAGUCAGGCUGCCACAGCUCCUUCUCAAUGUGACACUCUCGCGCAUGUGAGGGGGGUGUGUGUAUUACGGGUAAUACCUCUCAGUCUACGAUUGAUUGGUUAGCCGGCCACUGAAGGGUGAUAGCACAGGCAACCGCAGGGCUACGUGUCACCUUUCUGGACUUUAAGGAUAGCAGGCGUCUGCUAUGCCAUUAUCAGGGCUGCCAGUGCAUAAUAAAUUACACAGUUACUGUUCAAAGACGAUGGAAAGUUGGAUGGUAAUUUCCGUCAGCCAGGAAUGCGCCAGUCCCAGAACCAGUGCAUCUACUCAUCUACUCGUGAUUUCUACAGUGACUUGAUACGGAUGAGGACCUUCCCCUUAAUGAGUCUGUAUAGAAAUACAUCCUUGCCGUUUUUCCAAUUCUUCUUCUAUGACACUCGUCGUUGGGAGAACUCAAACUAUCCCUAACCCCGACUCUAUCGCCGGCCGUCACCUGCGAUGACAGAGCAAUUCUAGUUGAGGAGACAUUAUUUAGACAGUUUGCGAGGAGGUGGACUUGAUAGCGCACCCUAAAAUGCCGACAAACCGACCGCGGCUUGUGAACGUAGAAUGUGCAUACAAGGAAGCCUGCGAGAAGAAAAACCUGCCUGCCUGCAGCACGUCAGAGCGACACUGCUCAUCCGUACGAAUCCAUGAAGUAGUCAAAAGUCAACUACCUCCUGUGAACACCAAUGCCGACCUCGAUCAUCUGCUUGCCCCCACGGAAGACUGCCAACACAGUGAAACAGUUGUCUGGCGGGGAGUCUCCCGGAGCUGACUGCGGCGAUCUUCAACUCGAGGCGAAGCUCGCCUCAAUAUUCUAUUUGCUCAUUAAGCAGUAGUUUAGGAGACCGUCUCCUGUCGGCCGCCUGGCGGCAAUCAAGACCGCCAUUGUGGUAGCCGAUCCAGUGUUCCCCUCCUCCUCUUCCCUGUUUACGACGCCACCUCGUCCGUCAAUGACCUUGACAGACCCCGCCACCACUUCUCAGGCCUGAGCAGCGGCACCUCUUUCAGCUGCAAUUACUCACGGCUGCGCUAGACAUACGCUGGUAGCAUCACGUGCAUCGGACGACCUGGCUUCUUACCGGUGUGUCCUUGUGAUCAUGCGACCUCGACUCUACCCUUAAAACAACUAAUCACUAGUCCCACACAGCCAGACAUAACAUCCUGCUGGCGCCGACAUGUGACUCCUGCGUAAACAACACACUACGACUUGACCUGACAGUUCCACCGUGUUUGCGGACGUUGUCCACCGUGUGCUCUUUAGCCGGGGACAGCGCCUUGCGCAGAAUCUACCGCACUCACCUCCUUCUCCUCCGCCUUCCCCACCUGGAGCUGACGUCCGAGUGCUCCUCCAACAAAGGGAGGCGGCCCGUAGGCGGGAGAGGGCACAGGUAGCUGGAUUGGCGUAAAACCGCACACAGGCAUGCCUUCACACCACCUAGCUCACAACAACAAAUUGACCAGGGGAUGUACGUGAUCCCAAGGAGUGGGUGAAUGCCACAGGUGUCCCAUUAAGAAGGAGCCACUGAGUCUCAGUUCAUCAGUCCAUUACUCACCCCACAAACAUACACUGGGUUGACCACAAGGUUCGUGUCAUCCCGUCAGUAGGCAACUCCCAAGACACGUCUUUUAGCGCACUGUGAUAGUAUCCGGCUCGAAUUAAGCUUGCAGCAGAGGAGCCACAUCGGUAAGUAACCGAGAAACACACUGCCCUCUUAGAUGAGAGGUUUAAAUUACGUAUGUGGGACUGCUGGCACUGGUGCGCUGGUCGCAGUACGACGGAUUCGCAGGUGACCGACCAGGCCAGUGCGUGAGACGAAUGUGAAAUCUUAAGGGGACGGUUAGAACGCAGUCCACAUCGCUGGAGAUGGGGAUGGUAGUGGUGAGGAUGAAGGUGGUAGUUGGAGUUCAGUCGGGCCAUUGAAAGAGUUGUGUUCGGUGGAGGGAGUGAGAGCUGUGGUGAUUGCCAUUGUUGUGACAGGGACGAUGGAGAUGACAGUAACAGGCGGCGACGGCGGGGUUCGGAGAUGUUGGAGGAGGUCGUUGUAGUGGAUGCCGUGGGGGUUGGAGUAGGUGUGGUAGGCGAGACAGGGGGUGGGCUUGUCGAGCUGGUGCAUUGAGUCCGAAGACGUCUGAAGAGUCCGAUGCGAGCGCGGAAAUUCCGUAGACAGUGCAGGUAUGCUGGGGGUGGGGAGGGGUUGAGGGUUGGCUUUACGGGUCAGAGGCGCCGGAGACUAGCAAACUUCCAUUUUGGCUCUGGCCACGAUGAUCUGGCUGGCUACAUAGACGGUGUCGAGUGUCCUCACUGAUCUUCUCCAGGCUGGUUGUUAUGUGCGAGGUCCCCCAAAGUCUUUGGGUUGAUCUGUAGCCGGUUCAAAGGGGUCCUUCUAGUGACAGAUUUGACCUUCUUGUCGGCGAGCACCCGUGGUCAAAUCUCCGUAGAAGAGUCGAUUUGGCAGAUCCUCGUUGUCCAUCUUCAACAUGACGUGAAUGCUUAGGAUUCCAGUCCGUUGCAGAACUUCCCUGUUCGGGAUCUUGUCCUGCGACGUAAGAUCUUGUAUCCGACGGCGACAAAUAAGUUGGAAGUAUUUGCGUUUCUGCACUUGUUUCUCGUAGACCGUCCAGGUCUACACGACACACAACAAAGUCGUCAAGAUGACUGCUUCUUCAGUCUAGUGUUAAGGUGGAGACCGUGGCGAUUCCAUGCGGAGUUUUACAGCCGGCCGAAACCUUGGCUGCAUUCGGAAAUCCGGUGAACCAAUUCGUCGUGGAUUCUGGUGCUGCAGCCCAAAUAGGCGAGGUUGUGCAGGAUCUUGAUUUGGGUGCCGCUGACACCGCGAUGGUGGCAGCGACAGCGGCCAUCGGACACCGACAGGGACGGACGGCAGCGGUGUCCAGCCAGCAGUAUGAGUACAUAGACGGUGACUUGCGCAUACUUUCCUUUUAA